AUGGCGUUCGGUCUAGAGUUUGCUUUCCUGCAGUCUGCACACGAAGCCUCACAUCACCAACAGCAGGCAGCACAGAACAGCCUGUUGCCGCUCCUGAGCUCUGCUGUUGAGCCACCCGAUCAGAAGCCGAUUCUGCCCUUACCAAUAACGCAGAAACCUCAGCCCGCACCAGAAACGUUAAAGGAUGCUAUUGUUGGGAUUAAAAAGGAAAAACCUAAAACCUCCUUUGUGUGCACUUACUGCAGCAAAGCUUUCAGGGACAGCUACCAUUUGAGGCGCCACGAGUCCUGCCACACGGGCGUAAAGUUAGUGUCACGGCCAAAGAAAACUCCCACCACGAUGGUGCCCCUUAUCUCGACCAUCGCUGGUGACAACAGCCGAAGUUCGCUGGUUUCCACCAUCGCGGGCAUCCUGUCCACGGUCACUACGUCUUCCUCCGCCACCAACCCCAGCAGCAGCGCCGGUGCCACGGCCAUGUCAGUGACUCAGACGGUGAAGAAGCCCAGCAAGCCCGUUAAGAAGAACCACGCUUGCGAGAUGUGCGGGAAGGCCUUCAGGGAUGUGUACCACCUCAACCGGCACAAGCUGUCCCACUCGGAUGAAAAACCCUUCGAAUGUCCCAUUUGCAAUCAGCGCUUCAAGAGAAAGGAUCGCAUGACCUACCACGUGAGGUCUCACGAAGGUGGCAUCACAAAACCCUACACCUGUGGUGUUUGUGGAAAAGGCUUCUCGAGGCCUGAUCAUCUAAGCUGUCACGUUAAACAUGUUCACUCAACAGAGAGACCCUUCAAAUGCCAAACGUGCACUGCUGCCUUUGCCACCAAAGACAGACUGCGGACACACAUGGUGCGCCAUGAAGGAAAGGUAUCGUGUAAUAUCUGUGGUAAACUUCUGAGUGCAGCAUAUAUCACCAGCCACUUAAAGACACACGGGCAGAGCCAAAGUAUCAACUGUAAUACCUGUAAACAAGGCAUCAAUAAAACAUGCAUGAGUGAAGAGACCAGCAAUCAGAAGCAGCAGCAGCAGCAACAGCAGCAGCAGCAACAACAACAACAGCAGCAACAGCAGCAGCAGCAGCAACAACAGCAGCAGCAACAGCAGCAGCAGCAGCAGCAUGUAACAAGUUGGCCGGGAAAGCAGGUAGAGACCUUGAGAUUGUGGGAAGAGGCCGUCAAAGCAAGGAAGAAAGAAUGUCAGUUCACCUUUGAGAAGGCUAUAGAGUACGUACCAUUCGAAGCUGCUAACUUGUGCCAAACCUCCACUGCUGCUACUACGCCUGUGACUCUUACUACUCCAUUCAAUAUAACGUCCUCUGUGGCUUCUGGGACUAUCACAAACCCAGUCACAGUGGCAGCUGCAAUGAGCAUGAGAAGUCCAGUAAAUGUAUCAAGUGCAGUUAAUAUAUCCAGUCCGAUGAACCUAGGGCAUCCUGUAACUAUAACAAGUCCGUUAUCCAUGACAUCUCCAUUAACGCUCACCACACCAGUCAAUUUACCCACCCCAGUAACCGCUCCAGUGAAUAUAGCGCAUCCAGUCACUAUAACAUCUCCCAUGAACCUCCCCACACCGAUGACGUUAGCUGGUCCGUUAAAUAUAGCGAUGAGACCAGUAGAGAGCAUGCCUUUCCUGCCCCAGGCCUUGCCCACGUCUCCUCCCUGGUAAAGAAUUUCUAAACAGUAUUAAAAAGGAUUAAAGUGGAAUCCUUACCAGCAGUUCUUUUUUGGGGUUUGUUUUUUUUGUUUUUGUUUUUGUUUUGUUUUGUUUGUUUUAUUGUUUUUUUUUAGUUAAUCAUAAAUUCAAACUAAGACACCGGGGCAACAUGCACCAUCAGAGACCAUAGUAGCAUCUUCCCCUGUUGAUUUGGCUCACAUGGUUCAACCUUGAGUUUCACUGGAGCACUUCAUUUAAAGUAAGUUUUACCUUCUAGCUGACUGAUGCUGAAUUAGAGCAGAUACACAUUUGCCAGAGUUUUGUUUUGUUUUGUUUUCCUUAAGAAAGUCAUUAAAAAACAGUUUUAUGUUUUGUCCCCCAAAUAACUUAGAAAAUUAUUUUAAUCUAAACACUAGCAAAGACCCCUUGGAUGUGGAUGGCUGAUUUUAACUUGCCAGUCGUUAAGUCCACUGUUUCUGGGCUAGUGUAGAAUCUUCGUCUGUGUUGAUGGUUUUUUUUUGGUUUUGUUUUUUUUGUUUUUGUUUUAUUUUUUGUUUUACUAUUUUUUUUAAUGAGUAAAUGCAUUACAAUGUUGUCAUUUAAAAAAAUGCAUUUUGGAUUAAAUAUGCAUUUUACCUUUGGGAAUAUGAUAAUUUCAGGCAGCAUUCCCUAUGGGAAAGGUGAUACCAGCUCUGAUAUGCAAAGCAUAUGAUAACUUAUCAUUCUAACUUCAACAUAUAAUAGGGAUUGUGACCUGAUAUUUGGAGAUGUAAAUAUUACCCAACAUAUUACCCUAAGGGAAUAUAGCAUUGUAGUCAACAUUUUUUUAAAAAAACUGUUAUUGUUUGGUGAGAAACAGCCAUGGCUGACAGAAGAGGAGUCGAAAUGUAUGUAAACAUGGUCUCUGAACAGUCAGACCCCUAUGGGACUCUUACCUAGGAGCAAAAGGAGUGCUUUGAAACUUAAGAAAUAUUGCUUUAAGCUGGAAGAUUCUGGAGGCACUGGGUAUGAUUUUUAUGCCCUCUGCUUCCCAAUCAAAACCUGCUGGUGUUACAGCAGGGGACAGACGUGUUAGUUGUUCACUAGAAGUUUUGUCUUAUAUUAAAUUGUAUACAGUUUUUAUUCUAACCACUAACUAGGUAGGAUGCCCCUUCAGGACAAGCAGAGAGCGUCUUUUAAUUUCUCCCCUAUUUCUUAAUCAAGUGUUGUGCAAAUCUGUUCAACUUUGUAAAUAUUUGCAAACAUCAUCAUUUUUACGUUAUUCUUCUAUUGUGUUAACACAUUUCUAUCAAUUUGUGGGAGUUCUGGGGUGAUGGUUUGAGCUGUCCAGCCCAGAACUUCUCCACAAAUGGUCACACAUGUUUAAGCUACAUGUGCUUUUUAUUUCUUAACCUGUUUAUCUGUACAUAACGUAGAAAGCAAAAUCUAGGGAAACAGAUAUACUUUCUAGACUAUCAUGUCACAUAUUCACAUUUUAAAACUUUGUUUUUUAAAAAAAAAAAGAAAACACCCUAAAACCAAGACUCUACAUUAAAAAAAAAAAAAUUACAGUUGAGAUGUUUUUAUUUUAAUGAAGCUGAAAGCUAUGGAGAUUAGCGUGUGUGCAUUUUCACAGAGUGCUAGCAGGACUGACUAGUCAAAAUGGACUGCUUCCGUUUCUACCCUGCCGUGUCAGUACAAGCAGUGAUUGCCAGACUUUGGGUCAGGUGACAGGUAUCUGUAUCAUUACGUGAAACUGUUCUAGGGGCUUGGACUACAUAGUAAAACAAAAACAACAAAAAAAUAGAGCUUAGUGUAAAAUAAUUUUAUAAAUGAUCUUUUGUACUUUAGGACAUCAAAUUGUACAACUUUUGUAUAUAUAAAAGCUUAGGAACUUUCUGUUUAGCAGAAAGGAAACACAUUCCUACACUUUUAAUGUAUAUGUUUGUUAUAAUGUCCAUGUAAACAUAUGCCCUAUGUUUGUGCCUUUUAAUUAGUUUGUCUCAAUAAACAAAAAUGUAGAGAA
Oxyura jamaicensis (ruddy duck) is the source of this 3655-nucleotide messenger RNA. RefSeq names its product vascular endothelial zinc finger 1 (gene VEZF1). The transcript is spliced from 7 exons. Gene Ontology annotation, biological process: regulation of transcription by RNA polymerase II. NCBI's taxonomy places the organism in Eukaryota, Metazoa, Chordata, Aves, Anseriformes, Anatidae. The record is from RefSeq and is a predicted model, not a curated record. The coding region runs from base 1 to 1662 and encodes 553 amino acids. Gene Ontology annotation, molecular function: RNA polymerase II cis-regulatory region sequence-specific DNA binding; DNA-binding transcription factor activity.